AUGGAACUGGUGGUGAUAGUUCACUGGCGUUACUCCUCAUAUGGACGCUCACCUCCUGCUUAUCCAUCGCCACAAGUUCAAGGAAGUGGAGAAUGGUCGCAAGCAUACAGUCAAGCGGCAGCCUUAGUUGCUCAGAUGACUGUUCAGAAAAAAGCAAACAUUACACUAGGCUCUUCAGAAACUCACGGUUGCUGUGGUUUCACUGGUAGUGUUCCUCGCCUUGGUUUCCCUGGCAUAUGUUUGAACGAUGCCGAGAGCGGUGUUCGUACUGCUAGCAAGAUCAAUGGCUAUCCUGCUCAACUUCAUAUCGGAGCUUCUUGGAACAGAUCUCUAGCUUAUGAUCGCGCACACUAUAUUGGUCAAGAGUUCAAGACCAAGGGUGUCAAUGUGCUUCUUGGUCCUGUGGCAGGUCCGCUGGGCAGGAUUGCGACUGGCGGGAGAAAUUGGGAAGGCUUCUCGAACGAUCCAUAUCUAGCUGGGGCCUUGAUCGCGCCGACCAUCGAGGGUAUGCAGCGGCCAGUCAUUGCUUGUGUCAAGCACUUUAUCGCCAAUGAGCAGGAGACCAAUCGUAGUCCAUUCUUGCAAGGAUUUGUCAGCGGCUUGAUCAACUUGAACAAUUCUGUCUCGUCGAACUUGGACGACAGGACCAUGCACGAGUUGUAUUUAUGGCCCUUUUGUGACGCCGUCAAGGCUGGGGCCGGCUCUACCAUGUGCUCUUAUCAGAGGGUGAAUAAUAGCUAUGCGUGCCAAAACAGCAAGACUAUGAACGGUCUGCUCAAGACCGAGUUGGGCUUCGAGGGCUUCCAUAUGGGUGUUGCUAGUGUGAAUGCAGGCCUAGAUAUGGUCAUGCCAAGUUCCAUGUACCUGGACGUCAAUGGUUUUGCUACUGCCGUCAAGAAUGGAUCCGUGGCAGCAGAAGCGACGCUGUUCCAGGGUGCAGUCGAAGGUCAUGUGCUGGUCAAGAAUAUCAAUAACGCGCUCCCACUCCAGAAGCCGAUUGUCUUGUCAUUUUUCGGAUAUGAUGCUCCCGGCGGAUUGAACACAUCCGACGCUGACCUGACACUGUACCAAAACGGAAAGGCCAAUACGCGAGCAUUCACAAAUGGAAAGCCCUAUACUGGGUUGGAUGAUCUGAUCAACUCGGCUCAAGUCCUUCCGGCCGGCUUCUCUGGUUCCGAGGUAGCCCUAAAUGGAACAAUGCGUACUGGCGGAUCUGGUGCCAUUACACCUGCAGCUUCGAUAUCACCUGAGGAUGCAUUCCGCAGUCAAGCUGCCAUCGAUGGUACUGUGCUGUACACAGACUUCACCCCGCAGAAUCCUACAAUCAGAGAUUCCAGGAGUCCGUGCUUGGCGUUUGUCAACUCUCAGUCCAGCGAGAGCUGGGAUCGUAGCAAACUUGCAGACGUCUACUCUGAUACGCUGGUCACCAAUGUUGCUUCUCAAUGCAUGAACACGAUGGUCAUCAUCCAUAGUGCAGGCGUCCGUCUCGUUGACAGGUGGAUCGACCAUCCUAACAUCACGGCCGUCAUUUAUGCCAAUCUGCCAGGACAAUACAGUGGAAACUCGUUGACAGAGAUCAUGUACGGGCGGCAGUCACCAUCUGGACGUCUCCCUUUCACUGUCGCCAAGAACGAGUCUGAUUAUGGCAGUCUUCUGAGGCCGACCCUGCCCGACCGGACGAAUCCUCAAUACUCACAGUCUGACUUCACAGAAGGUCUCUUUAUCGAUUACAAACGCUACUCGUCUUUGCAGAUCUCGAUUAGUGCGAGUGCCAUAAGGUCAGCAGCACCUCCAAUAUCCACGAGUGAUAUUGCUUCCGAGGGCGGCACAACCUUCCUGUAUGACAACAUCGCUACGGUCUCCGUCUCCGUCGGGAACACUGGCAGCGUUGUGGCCGCUGAGGUCGCUCAGCUAUACUUGGGCAUACCUGGUAGUGGUGUUCCUAAAGUUCUUCGUGGCUUCGAGAAGCAAUUGAUACAGCCAGGUACAAGUGUGACUAUGGUUUUCUCCUUGAGAAGGAGAGAUCUCAGUAUCUGGAAUGUGAUCAGACAGCAAUGGAUGUUACCUUCUGGUAACUUCAACGUCAUGGUUGGCAAGAGCGUGUUGGAUAUUCAGGUGCAAGGCACUCUGACACUGUAA
Molecule: messenger RNA, 2139 nt
Organism: Aureobasidium subglaciale EXF-2481
Lineage: Eukaryota; Fungi; Ascomycota; Dothideomycetes; Dothideales; Saccotheciaceae
Product: glycoside hydrolase family 3 protein
Exons: 6
Coding region: 1-2139 (712 amino acids)
Biological process (GO): glucan catabolic process
Molecular function (GO): beta-glucosidase activity
Source: RefSeq, a predicted model, not a curated record